AUGGGGGAACAGGUGGCAGAACAGUGGGGAAUCCAAGCCUUCAGGGUGCUGAUCAAAGCCUGGAGCCCCAUCUUGGAGGUGGGAGACCAGGGUCCAGUCUUGACGUACACAGGCUCCAUCCUGGUGGCUGUAAACCCCUACCAGCUGCUCUCCAUCUACUCACCAGAACACAUCCGCCAGUACACCAACAAGAAGAUUGGGGAGAUGCCCCCCCACAUCUUUGCCAUUGCAGACAACUGCUACUUCAACAUGAAACGCAACAGCCGGGACCAGUGCUGUAUCAUCAGCGGAGAGUCCGGAGCAGGGAAGACAGAGAGCACGAAGCUGAUCCUGCAGUUCCUGGCGGCCGUCAGCGGGCAGCACUCGUGGAUCGAGCAGCAGGUCCUGGAGGCCACCCCCAUCCUGGAAGCAUUUGGCAAUGCCAAGACCAUCCGCAAUGACAACUCCAGCCGCUUUGGGAAGUACAUUGACAUCCACUUCAACAAGCGGGGUGCCAUCGAGGGUGCCAAGAUCCAGCAAUAUUUGCUAGAGAAGUCCCGAGUCUGUCGCCAGGCCCCUGAUGAGAGGAACUAUCACGUAUUCUACUGCAUGCUGGAAGGCAUGAAUGAGGAGCAGAAGAAGAAGCUUGGCCUGGGUCAGGCAGCCGACUACAACUACUUGGCCAUGGGUAACUGCAUAACCUGCGAGGGCCGGGUGGACAGCCAGGAGUACGCCAACAUCCGUUCUGCCAUGAAGGUGCUCAUGUUCACUGACACAGAGAACUGGGAGAUCUCCAAGCUCCUGGCUGCCAUCUUGCACAUGGGCAACCUACAGUACGAGGCCCGCACAUUUGAAAACCUGGACGCCUGUGAGGUCCUCUUCUCCCCAUCCCUGGCCACAGCUGCAUCUCUGCUUGAGGUGAAUCCCCCAGAUCUGAUGAGCUGCCUGACCAGCCGCACCCUCAUCACCCGUGGGGAGACGGUGUCCACCCCACUUAGCAGAGAGCAGGCACUGGAUGUGCGUGACGCUUUUGUCAAGGGCAUCUAUGGUCGCCUCUUUGUGUGGAUUGUGGAUAAGAUCAACGCCGCAAUUUACAAGCCUCCCUCCCAGGAAGUGAAGAACACACGCCGGUCCAUCGGCCUUCUGGACAUCUUUGGGUUCGAGAACUUUGCAGUGAACAGCUUCGAGCAGCUCUGUAUCAACUUCGCCAACGAGCACCUGCAGCAGUUCUUCGUGCGGCAUGUGUUCAAGCUGGAGCAGGAGGAAUAUAACCUGGAGAGCAUCGACUGGCUGCACAUAGAGUUCACUGACAACCAGGACGCCCUGGACAUGAUCGCUAACAGGCCCAUGAACAUCAUCUCCCUCAUCGACGAGGAGAGCAAGUUCCCCAAGGGCACAGAUGCCACCAUGCUACAUAAACUGAACUCCCAGCACAAGGUCAACCCCAACUAUGUGCCCCCCAAGAACAGCCAUGAGACCCAGUUCGGCAUCAUCCACUUUGCAGGCGUUGUCUACUAUGAGACUCAAGGCUUCCUGGAGAAGAACCGAGACACCCUGCAUGGGGACAUCAUCCAGCUUGUCCACUCCUCCCGGAACAAGUUCAUCAAGCAGAUCUUCCAGGCCGAUGUUGCCAUGGGCGCCGAGACCAGGAAGCGCUCGCCCACACUCAGCAGCCAGUUCAAGCGGUCCCUGGAGCUGCUGAUGCGCACGCUGGGCGCCUGCCAGCCUUUCUUUGUGCGUUGCAUCAAACCCAAUGAGUUCAAGAAACCCAUGCUGUUCGAUCGGCAUCUGUGCGUGCGCCAGCUGCGGUACUCAGGCAUGAUGGAGACCAUCCGGAUCCGCCGCGCUGGCUACCCCAUCCGCUACAGCUUCGUAGAGUUCGUGGAGCGUUACCGUGUGCUGCUGCCUGGUGUGAAGCCAGCCUACAAGCAGGACGACCUCCGGGGGACAUGCCAGCGGAUGGCUGAGGCUGUGCUGGGCACUCACGAUGACUGGCAGAUCGGCAAAACUAAGAUCUUUCUGAAGGACCACCAUGACAUGCUCCUGGAGGUAGAGCGAGACAAGGCCAUCACAGAGAGAGUCAUCCUCCUCCAGAAGGUCAUCCGGGGAUUCAAAGACAGGUCCAACUUCUUGAAGCUGAAGAGUGCUGCCACUCUGAUCCAGAGGCACUGGCGGGGCCACAACUGCAGGAGGAACUAUGGGCUGAUGCGUCUGGGCUUCCUGAGGCUACAGGCCCUGCACCGCUCCCGGAAGCUUCACCUGCAGUACUGCCUGGCCCGCAGGCACAUCAUCAAGUUCCAGGCACGCUGUCGCGCCUACCUGGUGCGCAAGGCCUUCCGCCACCGCCUCUGGGCCGUGCUGACCGUGCAGGCUUAUGCCCGGGGCAUGAUUGCCCGCAGGCUGCACCGGCGCCUCAGGGCCGAGUACCGGAGGCGCCUGGAGGCAGAAAAGAUGCGGCUGGCGGAGGAGGAGAAGCUCCGGAAGGAGAUGAGCGCCAAGAAGGCCAAGGAGGAGGCUGAGCGCAAGCAUCAGGAGCGCCUAGCCCAGCUGGCCCGCGAGGAUGCAGAGCGGGAGCUGAAGGAGAAGGAGGAGGCCCGGAGGAAGAAAGAGUUGCUGGAGCAGAUGGAGCGGGCCCGCCAUGAGCCCAUCAACCACUCGGACAUGGUGGACAAGAUGUUUGGCUUCCUGGGGACUUCAGGUGGCCUGCCAGGCCAGGAGGGCCAAGCACCUAGUGGCUUUGAGGACCUGGAGCGAGGGCGGAGAGAGAUGGUAGAGGAGGACGUGGACGCAGCCCUGCCCCUGCCAGAUGAGGACGAAGAGGACCUCUCCGAGUACAAAUUUGCCAAGUUCGCGGCCACCUACUUCCAGGGCACAACCACACACUCCUAUACCCGGCGGCCACUCAAACAGCCGCUCCUCUUCCAUGAUGACGAGGGAGACCAGCUGGCAGCCCUGGCCGUCUGGAUCACCAUCCUCCGGUUCAUGGGGGACCUCCCGGAGCCCAAGUACCACACGGCCAUGAGUGACGGCAGCGAGAAGAUCCCUGUGAUGACCAAGAUUUAUGAGACCUUGGGCAAGAAGACUUACAAGAGGGAGCUGCAGGCCCUGCAGGGCGAGGGAGAGGCCCAGCUUCCUGAGGGGCAGAAGAAGAGCAGUAUGAGGCACAAGCUGGUGCAUUUGACCCUGAAGAAGAAGUCCAAACUCACAGAAGAGGUGACCAAGAGGCUGCACGAUGGGGAGUCCACGGCGCAGGGUAACAGCAUGCUGGAGGACCGGCCUACCUCCAACCUGGAGAAGCUGCACCUCAUCAUCGGCAACGGCCUCCUGCGGCCGGCACUGCGGGAUGAGAUCUAUUGCCAGAUCAGCAAGCAGCUCACCCACAAUCCCUCCAAGAGCAGCUAUGCCAGGGGCUGGAUCCUCAUGUCUCUCUGCGUGGGCUGCUUCGCCCCCUCCGAGAAGUUUGUUAAGUACCUCAGGAACUUCAUCCAUGGGGGACCGCCUGGCUAUGCCCCUUACUGUGAGGAGCGCCUGAGGAGGACCUUCGUCAAUGGGACCCGGACACAGCCGCCCAGCUGGCUAGAGCUGCAGGCCACUAAGUCCAAGAAACCCAUCAUGUUGCCUGUGACAUUCAUGGAUGGGACCACCAAGACCCUGUUGACAGACUCGGCAACCACAGCCAAGGAGCUGUGCAAUGCACUGGCCGACAAGAUCUCACUCAAGGACCGCUUUGGCUUCUCCCUCUACAUCGCCCUGUUUGAUAAGGUGUCGUCCUUGGGCAGUGGCAGUGACCACGUAAUGGACGCCAUCUCCCAGUGUGAGCAGUAUGCCAAGGAGCAGGGUGCCCAGGAGCGCAAUGCCCCAUGGAGGCUGUUCUUCCGCAAAGAGGUCUUCACGCCUUGGCACAACCCCUCAGAAGACAGUGUGGCCACCAACCUCAUCUACCAGCAGGUGGUUCGAGGAGUCAAGUUCGGAGAGUACAGGUGUGAGAAGGAGGAUGACUUGGCUGAGCUGGCCUCUCAGCAGUACUUCGUGGACUAUGGCUCUGAGAUGAUCCUGGAGCGCCUGCUGAACCUCGUGCCCACUUACAUCCCCGACCGUGAGAUCACACCCCUGAAGACACUGGAGAAGUGGGCCCAGUUGGCCAUUGCUGCCCACAAGAAGGGGAUUUACACCCAGAGGAGAACUGAUGCCCAGAAGGUCAAAGAGGAUGUGGUCAAUUACGCCCGCUUCAAGUGGCCCUUGCUCUUCUCCAGAUUUUAUGAAGCCUACAAAUUCUCAGGCCCCAGCCUCCCCAAGAGUGAUGUCAUUGUGGCUGUCAACUGGACGGGCGUCUACUUCGUGGAUGAGCAGGAGCAGGUGCUUCUGGAGCUGUCCUUCCCAGAGAUCAUGGCUGUGUCCAGCAGCAGGGGAGCAAAGCUCACGGCCCCCAGCUUCACACUGGCCACCAUCAAGGGGGAUGAGUACACCUUCACAUCCAGCAAUGCUGAGGACAUCCGUGACCUGGUGGUCACCUUCCUGGAGGGGCUGCGGAAGAGGUCUAAGUACACAGUGGCCCUGCAGGACAACCCCAACCCCGCGGGUGAGGAGUCGGGCUUUCUCAGCUUCGCCAAGGGAGAUCUCAUCAUCCUGGACCAUGACACGGGCGAGCAGGUCAUGAACUCAGGCUGGGCCAAUGGCAUCAAUGAGAGGACCAAGCAACGUGGGGACUUCCCCACAGAUUGUGUGUACGUCAUGCCCACUGUCACCACGCCACCUCGGGAGAUUGUGGCCCUGGUCACCAUGACCCCUGACCAGAGGCAGGACGUCAUCCGGCUCCUGCAGCUGCGGACAGCAGAGCCCGAGGUGCGGGCCAAGCCCUAUACGCUGGAGGAGUUCUCCUGUGACUACUUCAGGCCCCCACCCAAGCACACCCUGAGCCGAGUCAUGGCAUCCACGGCCCGAGGCAAGGAGCGGCUGUGGAGCCACACGCGGGAGCCACUCAAGCAGGCGCUGCUCAAGAAGAUACUGGGCAGCGAGGAGCUCUCACAGGAGGCCUGCGUGGCCUUCACUGCUGUGCUCAAGUACAUGGGUGACUACCCAUCCAAGAGGACACGCUCCGUCAAUGAGCUCACAGACCAGAUCUUUGAAGGGGCUCUGAAGGCCGAGCCCCUCAAGGACGAGGCAUAUGUGCAGAUCCUGAAGCAGCUGACUGACAACCACAUCAGGUACAGUGAGGAACGGGGCUGGGAGCUGCUCUGGCUGUGCACUGGCCUCUUCCCACCCAGCAACAGCCUCCUGCCACACGUGCAGCGCUUCCUGCAAUCCCGCAAGCAUUGCCCGCUGGCCAUCGACUGCCUGCACCGGCUCCAGAAAGCUCUGAGAAAUGGGUCCCGGAAGUACCCCCCGCACCUGGUAGAGGUGGAGGCCAUCCAGCACAAAACCACCCAGAUCUUCCACAAGGUCUACUUCCCGGACGACACAGAUGAGGCCUUCGAGGUGGAGUCCAGCACCAAGGCCAAGGACUUCUGCCAGAGUAUCGCUGCCCGGCUGCUCCUCAAGUCCUCAGAUGGAUUCAGCCUCUUUGUUAAAAUUGCAGACAAGGUCAUCAGCGUCCCCGAAAACGACUUCUUCUUUGACUUUGUUCGACAUCUGACAGACUGGAUCAAGAAAGCACGGCCCAUUAAGGAUGGAAUCGUGCCAUUGCUAACCUACCAGGUGUUCUUCAUGAAGAAGCUGUGGACCACCACAGUGCCAGGCAAGGACCCCAUGGCCGACUCCAUCUUCCACUAUUACCAGGAGCUGCCCAAGUAUCUCCGAGGCUACCACAAGUGCACGCGGGAGGAGGUACUGCAGCUGGGGGCGCUGAUCUACAGGGUAAAGUUUGAGGAAGACAAGUCCUAUUUCCCUAGCAUCCCCAAGCUGCUGAGGGAGCUGGUGCCCCAGGACCUCAUUCGGCAAAUCUCCCCUGACGACUGGAAGCGGUCCAUCGUCGCCUACUUCAACAAGCAUGCGGGAAAGUCCAAGGAGGAGGCCAAGCUAGCCUUCCUGAAGCUCAUCUUCAAGUGGCCGACCUUUGGCUCAGCUUUCUUCGAGGUGAAGCAAACCACAGAGCCAAACUUCCCUGAGAUCCUCUUAAUUGCCAUCAACAAGUAUGGGGUGAGCCUUAUCGAUCCCAGAACGAAGGACAUCCUGACAACUCACCCCUUCACCAAAAUUUCAAACUGGAGCAGCGGCAACACUUACUUCCACAUCACCAUUGGAAACCUAGUCCGUGGGAGCAAACUGCUCUGUGAGACAUCACUGGGCUACAAGAUGGAUGACCUCCUGACUUCUUACAUUAGCCAGAUGCUUACUGCCAUGAGCAAACAGCGAGGCUCCAGGAGUGGCAAGUGAACAGUGGGUGGGAGAGUGCAGGCUCUGUGCCUGCUGCUUGGGCCCAUCAGCUACCCCUACAGGUGGGAGAAGUUUUGCCAUCCAGGCGGGGACAUUGGGCUGGCCACAAACUGGGCCUCUGAGCCAUUUUGUGUGAGAUCAGAACUUCCUGCAUUCACCCAUGCACCUGGGUUAGUUCCUGUCCUAGCUUACUGUAGCCUUUCCAGUGCUCUUUGGAUGCCCCUCCUGACUCAGACCAGCCCUGCCACAUGAUCCCCUUUGACUUUCUGUGCACCAAGGGGCCAGGGGAAUUGAGAGGACAACCCAGCUGUAGACAUUGGGAACAACCACAGUGUACAUUGAGCAAGGAUACUCUGAAACCCAGGGGACUGGGUUGCUUCCCCUAAGUCCAGCAUCAUCAGCUGGGAUGAGGCAGACAGACUACCUUUGUACAUUACAGUGUGAGUGCUGGGUCCCUGCUGUCUCCCUGAUCACCUCAGGGCAUAAAGCAUGUGUUUAUCCUCUGGCCCUGCAGUGUCCUUCCUGGGAGAAGGGGUGUGGGGUCCCCUACAGGGCAGGGACCUGUAGGGGAGUGGCCUGCUUCCUCUGUGCCUGCCAGGCUAAGCUGGUCUGGGCUUUGGAGUGCUUGAGCUCAGAGUGUGUGAAAACAUCCUAAAGAAUCCAGCUGAGCAAGGCAGGUUGGGGAAAGCCGGACAUCAGUCUUGAGCGGUAGAGGCCUAUGUGUGCAAAGGCUGGGGUCUAGAGAAGGAGUCAGCUUUUGGCUCCUAAUUAGUGCCACUGGAGACAUAAUGGCCUUUGUACCCUGCCAGAAACUUCUCCUUGGCUUAUCAAGACAUGUCCAAAAACCCUAAGAACAACACUGCCUUGGCUUAAAUCCUUGCAUCCAGUGGAUAUCUGCAAAAUACUGCUUUGUGACUACGAUGAAACUAAUAAGUUUGGUGUGAUUGGGGUAGGUCUGAGGGUGCAGGCUUCAGGUGGGUCAGGGGUGAUAACUUCUGGGCUGCAGCUGGGAUGAAUAACUAGCGAUGUGAUGGUGAAAAAUCCUUAGAGGUGGGAGUGUUUGUGACCUAUCCUCAAGGUCUCUUUGAUACUGAAGGGGGGGGCUAGGUCCCUCUUGCCCUCACAUGUUCAAAUGUCAGGGCCAUCCACAUCUAAGUGCCUGACCAACCCUUAGGGAGUGCUGCUUCUGAUCCCCCAGCUGCCUGUGUAGGAGGGAGGGGCUGGUGUGUGUGAGUGGAGGUCCCAAACCAGCCAGCCCCAUUCUCUGUGACAAUGAUGUGGAGUCAAGAGGAGGUAGCCUGCCCCACUAAUGUCCGCAUGGCUCCACAGUAUUAAGAUCAAUCUGGGCCAGAGGAAAGUGCUGUGGUGUUUUGCCCCCCCCAUCAUAUCAUGCCCAAGGGGCACUAAGCCCCAGAGAAACAGUGUGACUAGGUGAAGGUCACACAGUGCAACUCAACUCACUCCUGCUUGUCUUCAGGCUCCCCAGUCAGAGCUUCCGAUGCUUGCUGUAAGCUCUAGUUUCCCCUUAAGGUCAAAGGCUACUCACUGAGUGAACAUGGAGUCAUCCCCAUCACCACACUGGGUAAUCAGUGAACCACAUACUGCACGCUGUAGCAGAGAAUGUGUGUGGGAAGAAUGCUUUGUCUGACUAAUGCCCAUGCCACCUCAGCUCCCUGACUCAGGAUGACAUCACUAAGGGAUGUUCCCAUCCUCCAUCUGUCAGCCUGGGUGAUCACUCGCCAAAGAAUAUAUCGCUUACCUUCUGGGUUCUUGAGAGGUUGUCUUUAUUACAUGCUGCUGUCACCAGUCACGCAGGUGUUGAGACAACCCUGUAAUACCCACUUCUAGUUCCAAGACCACACACCAUUGUUUCCUCUUCACCAUCCCUUGAAAGAUGCAUUUUAUAUAGAGAGGCUGGGCCAGAAUGGUUCUCCUCAAAGUCCCUUCUGUAUGCCUUCCUGAUCACUCCCCACCAUCACCCACCCUUAAGCACAGAGAGGAAGAGGAAGAAGGGGGCGAGGUAUGGCUAAUCCUUCUUUGGAGAUUUCAUCUCAUAGGAG
Molecule: messenger RNA, 8411 nt
Organism: Castor canadensis (American beaver)
Lineage: Eukaryota; Metazoa; Chordata; Mammalia; Rodentia; Castoridae
Source: RefSeq, a predicted model, not a curated record